AUGCUCCACAAGGCCGUCCUUGCUGAGCAACAGCUCAAGAGAAAGACACCCUCGCGCUAUGGAGCUGAUCAGCGCAGGCCGAUGAUCCAAGAGACUCCAAAUCCAAGAGACUCCAAACCGGCGUUCUCACCUAAGUCUGAGCCAAGAGGAGUCUUACAGUCAAGACAAGGACAAGAGCAAGACCAGUUCAACCCCUGUCCUAGAGCUCGCGAGCUUAAGUGCUUCAAGUGUCAAGGCUUUGGACACUAUGCUUAUGAAUGCCGCAACAAGAAGAUGAUGAUUAUAAGAGACAAUGGAGAAGUGGAGUCUGAAGAAGAGAUCAUUGUCUACAAGCCAGAGCAAGAGCCAGAGCCAGAAGAGUAUGAGGCCGUUCCUGUCAUGGGAAAGCUCUGGUGGCCAGAAGGAUCUUAA
Molecule: messenger RNA, 411 nt
Organism: Microthlaspi erraticum
Lineage: Eukaryota; Viridiplantae; Streptophyta; Magnoliopsida; Brassicales; Brassicaceae
Source: the annotation of a GenBank genome assembly